This is a messenger RNA of Actinia tenebrosa (Australian red waratah sea anemone), 1250 nucleotides long. RefSeq lists its product as uncharacterized. Gene Ontology annotation, molecular function: cysteine-type peptidase activity. Lineage: Eukaryota; Metazoa; Cnidaria; Anthozoa; Actiniaria; Actiniidae. Gene Ontology annotation, biological process: proteolysis. The record is from RefSeq and is a predicted model, not a curated record.
GGGCCUCUUGUACAUGGACAGGUACAUGAAGAACAUGUACACUAUGUUCCCUGAAUUGCUAUUAGUUGACGCCACAUACAAGCUAUUAGAUCUUAGAAUGCCAGUGUAUCUGCUUCUAUGUGUGGACGGAAACGGCUUCAGCGAAAUAGUGUGCAUGUUUUUCUUGGMCGAAGAAACGAAAGACGUAAUUGAAGCUGCAGUGAAUGCAUUUAAGAAGUUCUGUCCGGCUUGGAUUAACACUCAUGUUGUCAUGUCUGACAAGGACUUCACGGAAAGAGAGGCCUUUACAAAGUGUUUCCCCCAAGCAUCGUUGAACAUAUGCUUAUUUCACACUCUAAGAUCUUUUUCAAGAGAAAUUACAUGUGAAAAAAUGGGCAUCACCUCUGGUGAAAGGAAUCGUUCCUUGGAAAUUUUGACGAAGAUGGCCUACUCAAGAACACGUAGCGAGUAUGCUAAAUACCACCAAGAACUUGAUUCGAUCAGUAGGUCAGUAAGAAUAUAUAUARAUAAGAACUGGACUCCAAUUAAGGCACAAUGGGUGUCUUGUUUUAAGGACUGUACAUUAAAUCUCGGAGAAACUACAAAUAAUCGUCUGGAGUCCACAUUCAGCAAAAUCAAAUCUGUCUGCAGCAAAUAUGCCAGCAUCCUACAAUUUUCCCAUGAAUUCCUUUCUGUCCUUAAUGUACUGAGAAGUGAAAGAAGCCAUCACUAUGUUAUGUCCAUUGUCCGUAAGCCUAUCAAGAGUAAGUGCCAUCAAGAUCUUCAACAAUAUUUAAAUUUUCUGACACCAUAUGCCUUUAAAUAUGUAGAGGAGCAAUUCAAUCUAUCAUCAAAAAUGCAACCAGUAACAAAUGACACAUUACAAAAGACAUUUUCAUUCAGCUCUUCGAGAUCAUUUAACAACAAUGAYAAUUUUACAACAACAAGUUCCUCAUGUACAUGUCCCUUCCAAAACAAAAUGGCCCUUCCUUGCAAACAUAUCUUUAAGGUGAGAAAUAUUCUUAACUUGUCUUCAUUUGAGCCAAGAACUGUUCAUCAACGGUGGACAAUGACUUAUUACAGAACACUUCGAGAAACACCUUCUCAAAAUCCAUAUGCGAUACCAUUACGGUAAAUGAAGUCACACUGCCGUCAAACAGUGACAAAAGAAAAAUAAUGACGCAGGCGCAAAAAUUUUAAAAAGGACUACAACUGGGUCAACAAUUGGCAUCUUUAAUAAGUGAAGGAGGAAUGCCCACAUACUUAGAAAG